AUGUCUACUAAGCAUAUCGAGAAAGUGGCCAUCAUUGGUGCCACCGGUCGCAUUGGCGGAGCCUUUGCUGAGGCCCUAGCCAAGACGGGGAAACAUACCGUCACAGCCCUGACCCGUGAGGACAGCAAGGGCAAGGUUCCCGACAAUGUCAAGGUCAUCAAGGUGAACUAUGAGGACGAGACGUCUAUUAUCAAGGCUCUAGAGGGCCAGCAGUUCCUCGCUAUUACUCUUAGUGUCCGUGCUCCAGAAGACCUCCAUAAGAGAAUCACCACUGCCGCUGGAAAGGCGGGCGUCCCUUACAUCAUGCCCAAUACUUACGGCUACCCCAUUCAACCCGAGAACAUCGAGGGAGAUGCUUACGGCAAGGUGGUCAUGGGUCGGGUUAAUGAUACUAAGAACGGAGUGUCAUCCUUCGUGGCAAUGGAAUGCGGUUUUUGGUACGAGUGGAGCCUAGCAACGGGCGAGCAGUGGUUUGGCUUCACGAUCAAAGAUCGCAAGGUCACUUUCUUCGACGAUGGCAAGCGAACCAUCACCGUCAGUACCUGGGAUCAGUGCGGUCGUGCUCUGGCGGCACUACUUAGCUUACCCGAGUCCGGAGCAAGCCCUUCUGUCGCCGACUUCAAGAACGACAGAUGCUGUAUCUAUAGCUUCCGUGUCUCACAGCGUGACAUGCUCGACAGUCUGCAUCGCGUCUUGGGAACUACGGAUGCGGACUGGGAGAUCACAUUCGAACCCGUUGAUAAGCGCAUCAAGGACGGCGCCGAGGAACUGGCGAAUGGCAACUUUACGGGAUUCGCUAAGAUGCUCUAUGGUAAAGUCUUCUUGUCUACCAAUGAGGUCAGCGACUUUGCAGGUACGAGGUCGACAGCUAAUGAAGCUCUUGGGCUGCCUAAGGAGGACCUGGAUGAAGCGACGAAGAGGACGGUGGAUAUGGUCGAAAGUGGAUGGAACCCCUUUGCCGCAUAG
Molecule: messenger RNA, 966 nt
Organism: Penicillium riverlandense
Lineage: Eukaryota; Fungi; Ascomycota; Eurotiomycetes; Eurotiales; Aspergillaceae
Exons: 2
Coding region: 1-966 (321 amino acids)
Source: RefSeq, a predicted model, not a curated record